UCCACAUACAAUAAACAAUGAAAAAUACUUAUGUUUUUUUUUCUAGGAGAAAAAACAGGAUUCGUUCAAGUUGGACCUAAAAAAUGGUUUUUUCCUAGUGGGUACCAACGUGAAGCACAUAAUUAUUUCAAUUUCGCUGCUAGAUCAGAUGAUAUUUUUGUCAGUACAUUUCCAAGAUCAGGAACCACUUGGAUGACGGAACUGGUUUGGUUACUUGCGAACGAUUUGAAUUAUCAAAAAGCAGCCGAAAUUUCCCUAUGGCAACGUUUUCCAUUUCUAGAAUUCAGUUGUUUCGUACACAAAGAAACCAAAGCAAAAUUCCUUCACGAAAAUAGAGAUGAUUUCGAAAAAUACCAGAUGGUGGAUAUUCUUGACUACCCUGCUUGGAAAUUCCUUUCUGAUUCGCCAGGAAAGAGAUUCAUAAAAACUCACUUGCCAUUCAGUUUAUUACCUCCAAAUUUAUUGGAUGUUGGAUGUAAGGUCAUAUACGUCGCUAGGAAUCCCAGAGAUGUAGCAGUAUCAUUUUAUCACUUAAAUAGAUUAUAUAGAACCCAAGGAUAUGAAGGCGAUUUUCCAGAAUUCUGGGAUUAUUUCCAAAGAAACUUAGUUGCUUGGGCACCGUACUGGGAGCAUAUCAAGGAGGGCUGGAAUCACAGAAGCAAUAAAAAUUGUUUGUUUUUAUUCUAUGAAGAUAUGAAUAAGGACCUACGAAAUAUCAUCGAGAAAGUAUCACAGUUCAUAGGAAAGAAAUUCUCUGAUGAACAAUAUGAUAUUCUAGAGGAUCACCUGAGGAUAGAUCAUUUUCGAGAUAACCAAUCGGUCAAUUCUGACGACAUGAAAAAACUGGGUGUCUUAAUGUCUAACGAAAGAGGUUUUAUUAGAUCUGGUAAAACGGGUGGCUGGAAAAACUAUUUUAGUGAAGAAAUGAAGAUUGGUGCUGAUAAGUGGAUACGAGAAAAUCUAAAAACUUUUGAUUCAGAAUUUCCCAAGGAACUAUUUUAUUGAAUAUGUUUAUGUUUAACCUAUGUACAUAUAUUUUGUUAUUAAAGUUUUAUUGAAUGAAAA
Leptinotarsa decemlineata (Colorado potato beetle) is the source of this 1065-nucleotide messenger RNA. It is a transcript of the gene St4, whose product is annotated as Sulfotransferase 4. The record is from RefSeq and is a predicted model, not a curated record. NCBI's taxonomy places the organism in Eukaryota, Metazoa, Arthropoda, Insecta, Coleoptera, Chrysomelidae. Gene Ontology annotation, molecular function: sulfotransferase activity.